ACAUUGACCCCGUUAUGUGACUUCUCUGUCGGCAUCAACAAGGAUAAAAACAAAUAUGAGCUGCUCUCAUCACAUAGACGUUGCGUCAUAUGACUCCAGGUGCUCCCCACUCUCCUACAGAGAAUGAGCUAGAGAAUGGCACACAUUAAGGCACCAUCAUCUGCAUCCAUGUGUGACUCUUCUUUUUCGUCUGUGCUACCCGCUCCUGCCACAAGUACCAGUCAGAUGAGUGUGCAAAGCUCCCUGAAUGGAUCUGCUACAGAAUUACCCGCAGAUAGCCCCAUCGAAAGUCUUGUGGAUUCAUCAUCCUCUGUUAGCUCGCCAGGCGUGGCCAGGGAAGAAGGGCCAGCCAAACUCUUGGAAGUGCCUCUCCAUGAAAACAUGACAAACCCCAAAGAGAAAACGCCAAUGUGUUUGGUGAAUGAGUUAGCCCGCUUUAAUAGGAUUCAGCCACAAUAUAAACUUCUAGAUGAAAGAGGACCAGCGCAUUGCAAGUUAUUUACAGUUCAGUUGACACUAGGUGAUCAAACAUGGGAAGCUGAGAGCACUAGCAUUAAGAAGGCGCAACAUGCUGCAGCGAGUCUAGCAUUAUCUGAGACCAGACUCCCCAAACCGGCUCCAAGACAGACAAAAAAUAUCCUUAACAAUAACCCAAAAGCUGCUCAUCUGCAUCGAAUUAAAUACUCUUCAGCAAGACUCUCUGCUAAAGGUAGCAUAACACCAACUGUUGAGCUGAAUGGUCUUGCAAUGAAGCGUGGUGAGCCGGCCAUCUACAGGCCAUUGGAUCCAAAACCACUACCAAAUCACAGAACGAACUACAACUACAGGGGGAUGUACAACCAGAGGUACCUUUGCCCAAUGCUUAAGACUUUUUAUGUUCAGCUAACUGUGGGAAACACUGAAUUUUAUGGAGAAGGCAAAACCCGCCAGGCCGCAAGACACAAUGCAGCACUGAAAGCUCUGCAUGCCCUGAAGAAUGAACCGAUACCAGAGCGGUCCUCAGUGAAUGGGGAGACAAGAAGCCCAGAUGAAGAUAAAGAUGCCAACAAGUCCGAAAUCAGUUUGGUGUUUGAAAUUUCCUUGAAGCGUAACCUGCCUCUCAGCUUUGAGGUGACUAAGGAGAGCGGCCCUCCGCACAUGAAGAGCUUUGUUACAAAGGUGACAGUGGGCGAGUUCACUGCGGAAGGUGAGGGCAACAGUAAGAAGCUGGCAAAGAGACGGGCAGCUGCCGCUGUACUGCAAGAACUGAGAAAACUCCCUCCUCUCCCUGUGAUUGAGAGACCAAGGCUUUACAUAAAACGGCGCCCCAAAACCAUAAUUAAGGCCUCCCCAGAAUACGGCCAGGGAAUGAAUCCAAUUAGUCGCUUGGCUCAAAUCCAGCAGGCUAAGAAGGAGAAGGAACCUGAGUAUGUAUUGCUGUCAGAAAGAGGAAUUCAGCGCAGAAGAGAAUUCAUUAUGCAGGUAAAGGUUGGAGAAGAAACAGCCACAGGAACGGGACCCAACAAGAAGACCGCAAAACGUAAUGCUGCUGAAGCCAUGUUGCUGCAACUCGGCUAUAAAGCUUCAACUCCUGUUGCAGAGAGUGCUGCGAAGCAAGGUGAUCAGGCCUGGGCAGACCAAGGUUCUGGGGCUUCUGAUCAAUCAAGCACUCCGAAAGGAAUUCUUCAUCUUUCUCCUGAUGUCUAUCAAGAAAUGGAAGCCAGCCGCAGUAAGACUGUCUCCACUCCUCCCGCUGUCAAUUAUCUGUCGCCCAAAGAAUUGAACCAGACGUCCAGCUCAUAUUUUAGCACGUCGGUAACCCAAAGUUGCACAUCUGCAGUUGCCAGAGAGCUCCUGACCAAUGGCAGCUCCCCCGCUGCAGAGUCGGUUGGAUUUUCAGGCAACAACUUGACAAGUUCCAGCUCCACUGUACAACCUUCCAAGCAGCUCGAGUAUUUGGCAGGCAUUCAAGGCUUACAGGUAAAUUAUAGUGAUCGACAGAAUGGGAAUGAAUUCUUCACUUGCUUGACUCUUUUGCCAGUGCAGAUGACAUUCCAUGGCAUUGGCAACUCUGUGGAAACCAGCCAUGAUCAGGCAGCUUUAAGUGCCUUGAAGCAGUUUUCAGAACAAGGACUAGAUUCCGUGGAAGGUUCUCUCAUGAAAGAAAAUGGACCAUUUGAACAAGCCAAGCACCGUGGAGAGAAAGCAGACAAUACGCAGGCUAACUCAGGCACCAGCGCUCAGGACUGCAAGGAUUCAAAGGCCGUCGUCUAGGAGCUUCCCGGCGGCCGCUGCAUCCUUAUAAACCUGUCAACACGCAAUAGGGUGUACGUGUACUAGGAAACGAAUCACUAAUACCAUUAAACAAGUCUUAUGUGAAGACAACACUAUCCUAAAGCAAGAGAUAAUACACAGUACUGUUUAUAUUAAGAGGGGGAUCUAUUAGCGUAAAGCACUUCCCCUGCAAUUUGAGACCACAUCUUUAAUUUAAUUGCUUUGAGACAGCUGAAAUCUGAUCUCACUAGUGCUUCGACUUAGUUUAUUAGCAGAAAUGUAACUUUAACCAGUUAAAAGUUAAAAAAAUAAUCUGAAAAAAAAAAAGGUUCAGAAAACCAGAUUGGUUAGCGUUUUAGUGUUCCGUUUUACCGAUAUACUCAUUCUUUUUGUUUGUUUUAGUAACCGCUUUGAUAUUUUAAGACUUAACCAAUGACAGUGCUUAGUGCUUGUGAGUCGUAGUUGUUGUCUUCAUAUAUAUUCACUGCUUCUCUUUUUUUUCUAAAUCAAAGCGCAGUCUGAAAUACAGUUACAGCAUUUAGCAAGAAGAUCCAAACUAACGGGAAAACAAAAUAAUCAAAUCAUUACCAACAUUUGCUUUAAAAAAAAAUAUGAGCUGAUGUUUGUAGCAUUAAGUCACACUGUGCCCCCCCCCCCCCCCCCCCCCAGAGUCUGCGGUUUAGGUACUACCCACCCUGUAACUAGAAGAAGUUUCUUUUCAAAGUUGACUAUUCUAUUUGUCCUUUAGGCUGCCCUUCACGCUGUCAUGUGAAAAACAUUUACACCCAUUGUGUUGUAAUGA
This is a messenger RNA of Bufo bufo (common toad), 3055 nucleotides long. It is a transcript of the gene STAU2, whose product is annotated as staufen double-stranded RNA binding protein 2. The record is from RefSeq and is a predicted model, not a curated record. Lineage: Eukaryota; Metazoa; Chordata; Amphibia; Anura; Bufonidae. The transcript has 16 exons. Bases 136 to 2253 code for a protein of 705 amino acids.